Messenger RNA from Pan troglodytes (chimpanzee), 2515 nucleotides. It is a transcript of the gene ALOX5AP, whose product is annotated as arachidonate 5-lipoxygenase activating protein. The transcript is spliced from 6 exons. The record is from RefSeq and is a predicted model, not a curated record. Gene Ontology annotation, biological process: leukotriene biosynthetic process. Gene Ontology annotation, molecular function: glutathione transferase activity; leukotriene-C4 synthase activity; glutathione peroxidase activity. Gene Ontology annotation, cellular component: membrane; endoplasmic reticulum; nuclear envelope. Lineage: Eukaryota; Metazoa; Chordata; Mammalia; Primates; Hominidae. Bases 518 to 913 code for a protein of 131 amino acids.
ACUGUAGCCUCAAAGUCCUGGGCCCAAGCGAUCUUCCCACCUCAGCCACCCAAAAUGCUGGGGUUACAGGUUUAUGCCACUCUGUCUGACCUGAAAGUUCUGGGUUUACUUUCCCUUCUUUCUCUUUGCCGAAGUCAGAGAUGAUGGCAGCUUCCAGAUUCUCUGGUGCCUGUGCUGGGCUCAUGCUGGUCAUGGUCUUGGGUCCAGGAUUCAUUCUGGAGACUCUCAGGGAAGUUUCCCAUGACAAGGAAGGGUAGGAGAGUGUGCUGGCUUUGUGUGCUCCUCUGCCAAGCCCUGCUUCUCCUGGUAGGACACACUGAACCACAGCCAGGGCAUUUUGGUGGUUAGUUAAAAAAAAAAAAAAAAAAAAAGGAAGAAGAAGGCACUGUGUAAUUGUGCCGGGGAUCUUCAGAAAUUGUAAUGAUGAAAGAGUGCAAGCUCUCACUUCCCCUUCCUGUACAGGGCAGGUUGCGGAGCCGGAGGCAGAGCAGUCCUCUCUGGAGAGCCUGAAGCAAACAUGGAUCAAGAAACUGUAGGCAAUGUUGUCCUGUUGGCCAUUGUCACCCUCAUCAGCGUGGUCCAGAAUGGAUUCUUUGCCCAUAAAGUGGAGCACGAAAGCAGGACCCAGAAUGGGAGGAGCUUCCAGAGGACCGGAACACUUGCCUUUGAGCGGGUCUACACUGCCAACCAGAACUGUGUAGAUGCGUACCCCACUUUCCUCGCUGUGCUCUGGUCUGCGGGGCUACUUUGCAGCCAAGUUCCUGCUGCCUUUGCUGGGCUGAUGUACUUGUUUGUGAGGCAAAAGUACUUUGUCGGUUACCUAGGAGAGAGAACGCAGAGAGCUCCUUUGCUGUCAAGGAGUUGCUGCAAAACAGUAUGGGGAAAAUGGAACAGUGAGGAGGGGUGCAGCUGAAACGAGACUGGCCAUGAGUUGUCUCCCUGCUUCCUGGCCUUUCUAUUUAAAAGCACCCAUCUUCACCUUCUCCCAAAGGCUCUGGAAGUUUUACAGACAGCAUCUUUCUAGCCUCGCCCUGCGUCUCUUUCUAGUCAUUUGACUGAGGCUGAACAAAGCCCAGAUGGGAGUUUCAUUCCCUUCACCUCCCCCAACUCCCAGCGGAGGGAGGCUGGCCCCAGACACAGGACACAGCUUCCUGACCCUGCAGGCAGGAGCCUGGCUUGUUGGUGAGUGGGCCUCCUCAUUGCUGCUGGAGUUUUCCAUCCUCAUUCCACAACAAGCCAAGUCAGCAAGUUGGUGCCAGGAACCUUCACACCUUGUGCUUUGGGAUCUGAGGGGAAACACACACACACCGGCACCACCCUCCCUGAGCCCGGGAAUGAAGCCAGCAUCAGCGGAGAGCAACCUACAGAGGAAAAUGAUGGAGUAAUUCCCUGGGCACACUUCAGGCGUGGUGCCAGGUAACAGGCCCUGCCAGGGGGUGACAGAGGUGGUACCAUGGCAUGUCUGGGGCCUGCCCCGAGACACCAGCUGGCAGCAGCCACACUCUGUCCUUAGCAGCACUCGCAGCAGUCCAACACUUUGGUUGUCACGCAAGACACGCUGUUUCUGACAGGACGCCGCAGCCGGGUAACACGGGCAGAUGCAGAGGGCACUGUCCUGCGGCGCUUUUUUGAAAGCACGCCAUUUUUCUUCCCUACCCAAUUAACUUUCCAGAGACCCAUCCCGAAGGACUGGAUUCAUCACUAGAACCAACAAGAUGAGGAUUUGUAGAGCCGGCUGCCGCGCCGCCGAGGCUCCUAGUGGGUUAUCUGCGUGGCUUGCCUGACCUCAGCAGAAAUCCUCAGCGCAGGGCCCAGAGCUGUGUGAGCACCUGCAAUUGAAGAAUUCACAAUUACAAGUCAUGUGUCUAAAUUGGCAGGCUUUCAAGAAAGUCCCACCAAUCUUCAAGCACACAGCCGCCAAGGGCCACGUAAAAUGUUUGUAGCUUUAAUAUACGGUUUCAUUUGCUUGAAUAUCAUCAGCUUGGGUGCAGAUAAUCAAAGAAUGGCUCAGGAUGGAGAAUUUAAUAAGAGAAUUCGGCCAGGGCUGCCAAGCCAUAUAUGUGCUAAUGUUGCAAUUUCAACCUUGGACUUAAGGUCAAGAUUAAUUUAGUGAAAAAUAUUAUUUCACGAUGUAACAGACACCUUCUGAGUUGGAGAGCCGAGGAAUUCUGGAGGAUGGAUGAGGCAUGGGUGUGUCUAGAGACCUCAUGGCAAAAGUGGCUGCAUUGCCCCCUCAAAUGUUAGUUAAUAUUUGGGCACAUUUGAGAGAUAACAACAUAGGCAGAUUUUUCUUUAACUUUUUAUUAUGGAAAAUCAAACAUAUGCUAUAUUAGAAAGAACAGUAUAGGAAGUGGAAACUUUUUCUUUACAGGGCCAGAUAGUAAAUAAUUUUGGUUUCCCAGGCCAUAUGUUCUCCGCCUCAACUAUACAGCUCUAUUGUCACACAAAAGCAGCUAUCGAUAGUGUAUAAAUGAAUGGUGAUGUCUUCUAAUAAAACUUUAUUUAUGGAUGCUGA